CAGACCCAGUUGGGGGUUGAAGGAUUGGAUUUGCACAAAACUUAACUCGCGAGGAUAGAGAUCCCAGAACAUCUGAUAUGUUUCUUAGGGCCUAGAAACUACGAUUGAUGUUCACACAUGUAUUACAAAGUUUGAUAUGUCAAGAACAGUGACAGAUGCAGUGCGUGGGGGUGUUGGUCACACAACCUUUGGGGUGGAGGUUGAAGGGAGCAUCAAUGCCAUCAGUGCCCGCCGGGACUCGUCACAAGUUGUAGUGGCUGGCAGAUCAGUUUUUAAGAUCUUCCAUGUGGAGGAGUGCAGCUUCAGGGAGACACUGAAUCUGCGCGUCGGUCGGAUCACGCUCAGGUACAGCUGCAGCGACGUCGUCUGGCAUCCGUUAAAAGAUGAACUCCUGGCGACGGGUGCGACCAACGGCCACGUGUGCACCUGGAACUUGCUGAAGCACCAGGGAAACAAGCUGGAGCACGAGUUCACCAACCACAGCCGGGGGGUCAACCGGGUCUCCUUCCACCCCCUGGAGUGGUACAUCCUGCUCAGUGGCUCGCAAGACGGAACCAUGAAAUUCUUUGAUCUGCGGAGUAAUCUCUGUGAAGCUACGUUUGGCGGCAAACAGAACGAGAGCGUGCGUGACAUCCAAUUCAGCCCGCACGACUCUUUCUACUUUGCCACCACAUCGGACACUGGAGGAAUACAGACCUGGGAUUUCCGCCGAUCAGAUAAGUACUUGCUGAACAAUGUGGCCCACAUUGGCCCUGCGUUUGCACUAGACUGGCACCCCGAAGACAGAAACGCCAUCGCGACGUGCGGACGAGACAAGUUGAUCAAGGUCUGGAAAUUAGACAACAGUGACAAUGGGAUGACAGUAGAGAACACCGUGUACUGCAUCGCGUCGGUAGCCCGCGUCAAGUGGCGACCGAACAAGAAGUACUACAUAGCGAGCUGCUCCCAAGUGGUGGACCAGACGAUAUGCGUUUGGGACGUCCGCAGGCCCUAUAUGCCCUUUGCUGUGUUUGAGGAGCAUAAAGACAUGGCUACGGGUGUGGUUUGGAAGGAUCCUCACGUCUUCAUGUCCGGAGGCAAGGAUGGUAUGCUUUACCAUCAUAUCUUCAAGGAUGCCAAACGCCCCGCAGAAAGCGGUAGCCCAGUGGGUGUAUCCAUGAGCCUCCACGGCAACAUCUGCCACGUUCUGAGCAAAUCCAGCCAGACCGAGAGCCAGCAGCAGGCCGCCAGCUACUCCAACACGCGCAAACCCAUGAGCUUCCGCCGCAGGGGACCGGCCGGCAUGCAGGACGUCUUCCAGCCCUACGAGAGCUCCAUGCUGGUUUACAAGAACCAGGAGAAGGACACGUUUUCAGACUUGUUCCUGGCCUGUGCUCAAAGAUUCCAGCUGACAGGCCGUCCGUUUCCUGAACUGUGCGAACACAACGCUAAGGUUUCCCGUGAGCUGGGACGGUAUCAGGUUGCCCAGACGUGGAACAUGCUGAAGCUGAUGUACAGUGACAAUCCUAUGGCAAAGCCAGCAAUUGCCCAGCCAGAAAGCCUCAAGCAGACUGAUGCUGAACGAGUCCCAGAGCUUUCAGUGACACCCCAGCCGAACGACAACACCGUGGAGUCUGCAGCCGGACAGACAGACGACGACUCGGCCCUGAGUGACAGCGAGCUGGACGGCGGCCACACGCCGGCGGCCCUCAAGGCCCGGGACCGGUCGCGGGACGGCAGCCACACGGCGGCCGACUUCUUCUUCGGCGAGCAGGUGCGGGUGGACGGGGAAGGCGAGGUGGACGAGAUCUACGACGAGGAGCUGAGCACGCUCAGCAUGGACGCCUGGACCCUGCCCAAUGAGGCAUUCUCGCAGCGACACGAGAUUGUGGACACGUACAGGCCCCCUUCACCGGACCAGUCUCAACAGUACAAGCCCAACACUGUAACCCCAGCCAUUGAACUGCUGGACACGGAGCCAGACUCUCUCGGCAACCAGCUCCUUGUCGCCCCGGCGAUCAUCCCGUCCGUCGCCAAGGAGCUGCCGUUCAACCAGCUGUCGGCCAAGUUCACCCCUAUUGUCGCUGACAUGUUGGCCUUUUACGCUAAUCAGGGAGACGUUCAGAUGGCCGUGUCAGCAUUGAUCGUUCUCGGCGACCGAAUCAGAGACAAGAUAAGUCUGGAUGACCAGGAACAAUGGUUCAUGUCCUACAUCGAUCUGCUGACCCGGUUUAAGUUGUGGUGCAUCGCCAGUGAGGUCACCAAACUCAGUAACCAUAGCAACGUCAGCUCCAUCAAUCAGCAAUCGACUACCGUGUACACCAAGUGCAACCACUGCAGCGGUCAGCUUGACCAGUACUCCUGGGCCUGCCAGCGUCCCAACUGCCGCAAGCUGACCAACACCUGCUCGGUUUGCCAUCUACCGGUGAAGGGUCUCUACGUCUGGUGCCAAGGUUGCUCCCAUGGAGGUCAUAUACAACACAUCCAAGAGUGGUUACAGGAAAACCCGAUGUGUCCGACAGGCUGCGGCCAUUACUGUGAAUACACGUGACGCGGCACUCAAGUACGGCUUACUGGAACUACCAGCAUGGACAAUGAAUAUUGCCAAUAUCAUGAAUAUGCACGAGAUGAUGAAUUCCAAACUUACAGUACCAGUGCUGUCAAACAAUCAAGGCUGCAGACUUGAGCUGAAGGUAACCGUGUCUAGUUUCCCGCACCAAAUGAAUGUGGUACAGGUGGAGUAAUGUCAGCCUGAUUGGUGCCUGACUAUUCUUAAUAUCGCUCAGUCUGGUACCUGUGGGCUCUAUCCUGUGUCAAAGAAUGCAUGCCACUUGCCUGAGAGGCACCAGACUAAGACCAUGUCCAAAACUGGCGGCUGUGUCCAAAUUUACUUGGCACAGCUUUAAAUUAGACUGAACCCAGUGAAAGGUGGCAGUGAGCGUCUUCAUGCAUGGAUUUUCCAUAGAUGCGUGUAUUAAUGCAAGCCGUUGCCAAGUAAUCUGGAUGUGGCUUGGCAUUGUUUUCUCUUGCUAUGCCUGCUUACUGUGUUGUGCAUCAGUGGCAAAAACCCAAAGCCAUAGCCUUAAAGCAGUAGAUUUGAUCCUAGCCCUAAGCCUCGUCUGGUCUGGUACCCAAUGGCCAGCCUUCAGUGCCGCAGGUCACUUGCAAGCGGUUGCCCAGUAGGUUGUUUUGGAAGUAUGACAUUUUCACCUCUUGCCUAGUCUUUGCAAAAACAAUCAGUGCUCAAAAAGCACUAGAGUUUCCAUGACCGAUACCGGUCUAAUUCAUGCAACCCUGGCCCCCCCCUCUGCAGUAUAGUAGUUUCAAGUGACAAAAAGCAGUCUUUCACUUUAGGUAUUGGAAACCUCGGGUGUUAGAACCAAGCUGCUUACCACUUUCCAGGUUUGCAACGUUGCUGUGUUGGCCAUGCCAUGACUUUUGGGCAUGAUCCCUGACUAUUGUGGUGUCUGGGUUUUAUGUCUUCUGAAUAAAGCCCCCUCCCCCCGGCACACACCCUCACAAAGCUACUGACAAAUGGAACUACGAACUACCGACAUAGGGCUGGAUACUUCAGUUGGCAGAGGGCUGGUACAGGGUUCUGAAGGUUUGAGGUUAAAAACGUCUUUGUCCGUCUUUGUAAACAACCCCCCCUCAACCCCCCCAAAGAAAUGGUAAUGCUGAAUAGAUUUGGUUUUCAAGAGGGGAUGUGAUCAGAAACCACUUUUGUUUUUUUGUCUGGCCUUUUCUGCACUCUAUGGAGCAAUUUCUAUAACUAUACGUCAUACAUAUUCACGAGGGAUUGCCCAAUUCUCAUUGGUGCAUUCACCGUCACGUGCCAGUCGCUAUUUUUGCUAUUUGCCAAGCGUACAUGCGAUCGUUCAUGCAAGGAGUAAAUACGCAUGCGUUUUUAACUGUCAAAGGCAUGCGCAGGAGCAGAAAAUCCAGGAACUGUCGCCCGGGUGUACUGUGCACUCGAGGUGGUACCAGCCUAGCAACGAUCUGCAUGCAUUCUUGUGUGUAAAAUAAACGUAAACUAAAAAAAGAUUAAUUAUUUGUGUUUCAACCUUAGGAACAAAAUAAAAGUUUGUGGAAACAAAUUUGAUGAGGUUUUGAUUUUCAGAGGUUAUUAAUUGAAAUAUGUGUGAGCCUA
Molecule: messenger RNA, 4129 nt
Organism: Acanthaster planci (crown-of-thorns starfish)
Lineage: Eukaryota; Metazoa; Echinodermata; Asteroidea; Valvatida; Acanthasteridae
Gene: wdr24
Product: WD repeat domain 24
Biological process (GO): positive regulation of TORC1 signaling; positive regulation of macroautophagy; cellular response to amino acid starvation
Cellular component (GO): GATOR2 complex; vacuolar membrane; cytosol
Molecular function (GO): protein binding
Source: RefSeq, a predicted model, not a curated record